Molecule: messenger RNA, 590 nt
Organism: Nematolebias whitei (Rio pearlfish)
Lineage: Eukaryota; Metazoa; Chordata; Actinopteri; Cyprinodontiformes; Rivulidae
Gene: tmco6
Product: transmembrane and coiled-coil domains 6
Exons: 5
Molecular function (GO): protein binding
Source: RefSeq, a predicted model, not a curated record
CACUGAGGCAAGCCCGCAGAGACAGACAACUUGUGAGCAAACGGCUCCUAAAUGUGGAUGAGGAGCAGACGGAGGUUACUAUGGAAACAACCCCAGGAGAACUGGACGUGGUCAGUUUGUUUCACAAACUUCAACACAGCAGGUCAGCGAAGGAGGCCCACCUGAGAGCUUUGAGUAAAGCUUUGCGUGACCCAUCAGCACAACUCACCUUCAUCAAACUGGAGAACUGUAUGCAUCUGCUGGUCGGUCUCCUCACCGGUUCUGACGCUCGGUGUCGUCUGCAGGCUGUUCGGUGUCUUCACGAGCUGUCUCACUCUCCGCACACCAACGUAGCCUCGGCCUGUCUGCCGGCCACUCCCUAUCUACUAACAUACCUGUCUGGUCAGAGCACCAAAUUCACAGAGUUGUGUCUCUACACACUUGGAAACCUGUGCCCAGACAGUGAGGUCGUAAAAGAGAAACUCCUUGCUCAGGGAAUCAUACCAGCACUGGCCAGCUGUUUGGAGAAUCAGAGACAUAACCUUGCAGUGGUGGAGGCUGUGGGCUUCACGCUCUCGCAGCUUCUUCAGACCAACCAUGCAGCAGAGAAA